This is a messenger RNA of Clonostachys rhizophaga, 1455 nucleotides long. NCBI's taxonomy places the organism in Eukaryota, Fungi, Ascomycota, Sordariomycetes, Hypocreales, Bionectriaceae. The record is from the annotation of a GenBank genome assembly.
AUGGCUGCCGUCAAAUUUGGUCCGGACUCAGUAGUCCCGCUGUGGCUCGACGGCCAACAACAUGUUACCGAAAGCACAUUUGACGUGAUUUCCCCAGUCACAUAUCAGGUUCUGUGGAAAUGUUCUUCGGCCGAAGAAAAUGACGUUGUGUUUGCGAUCGAAUCUGCUGAGAAGGCGUUCGAGACAUGGCGCUGGACCAAGCCGUGGGAGAGGAGGGAUAUCUUUCUGCGCGCAUACCAUCUCCUGAAGGAGCGCCGACAUGCAAGCAUGGCUCAUAGCACAACGGAAACCGGUGUGCGGGAAGUCAUGUUUGGGUUUGAGUACGGGACAGCAAUGGAGAUCUGUUUCCAACUGGCAGCCUUGGCUGGCAACGAAGCGGGUUUUGUUGUUGACCCAGAAGAGAAAGGCACCAGCGCCAUGGUGGUUCGUGAGCCGUAUGGCGUCGUUCUGGGCAUCGCCCCUUGGAAUGCGCCGCAUACACUAGGAUUAAGGGCUUGCUUGUUCCCAUUAGCAGCAGGAAAUACGGUGAUACUCAAAGGUCCCGAGUUGGCGCCAGCGACUUAUUGGCAUUUUGUCUCUAUUCUUCAUGAGGCUGGUCUCCCCGCGGGCUGCCUCAAUACCAUCUACCACAGACCUAGCGACGCGGCUAGGAUCACCGGCCAGCUUAUAGCCCAUCCUGCAAUCCGAAAGGUCAAUUUUUGUGGAAGCACGCUUGUGGGAUCUUCCAUUGCGAGCCUCUGCGGCAAAUAUAUUAAGCCUUGCAUCAUGGAGCUUGGAGGAAAAGGAGCUGCCAUAAUUUGCGAGGACGCCAAUAUUGCUCUGGCAGCCCAGCAGUGUGCUCUCGCGGCUUUUAAUCAUGCAGGUCAGGUGUGCAUGAGCACAGAGCGCAUCAUCGUUCAUCAAAAGGUCGCAGGUACAUUUAAAAAGGCACUGAAAACAACCAUCGAUGAGUUUUUCCCCGCAGAUGGCCCAAGCCCUAUUCUUAUCAACGAAAAGGGCGCUUUGAAGGCCCGUGGCUUGGUAGAGGACGCAAUCUCGAAGGGUGCCGUCGCAGUGCACGGGAAAUUGUCAAGCCCAGACGAGCAUGGUGAUGGGAAGAACCGCAUGCAUCCCGUUGUCGUUGAGGGAAUAAACCAGGAUAUGGACAUCUACUACAAGGAAUCUUUUGGGCCAUCAGUGUCUCUAUACACUGUCGAGGAUGACAACCAGGCACUGACUCUGGCAAACGAUACCUCUUUUGGGCUCACUGCGGCGAUAUUUUCCGAGGAUCUCCGGCGGGCAAUGAGAAUUGCCAAAAGAUUAGAAACUGGCGCUGUUCACAUUAAUAGUAUGACGAUCCAUGAUGAAGCCUCGCUACCUCAUGGAGGCGUUAAGGAAAGCGGGUACGGGCGAUUUAACGGGCGGGAUGGAUUGAAAGAAUGGCUCCGAAUCAAAUCCAUCACUUGGAGAGAUUAA